Anolis carolinensis (green anole) is the source of this 2677-nucleotide messenger RNA. Its product is annotated as sialic acid-binding Ig-like lectin 12. Lineage: Eukaryota; Metazoa; Chordata; Lepidosauria; Squamata; Anolidae. The record is from RefSeq and is a predicted model, not a curated record. The transcript has 3 exons. The coding region runs from base 1742 to 2677 and encodes 311 amino acids.
UUUUAAAAUUUUGAAUUCACUUUCUGGGAACUGAGCACAAAGGGUAAACAGGAAGGAAGAGAGGAAGAGAAACACUAAAUUGUUUAAAAAGCAGCUGAAAAAAUGAGAGGUGGAGGAUUAAUCAAAACUGUUCCUGCCAAAUUAGGAGAAUUGGAAGGUGUGUUGUAAUAUCAUGAAAUGUUUUCUAUACUUUAAUAUGUGCAAGCUGCUUUAGAAAGACUAAUCUCGAAACUAACAGUCGCCACAUGGAAAGCCACAUGAAAGCUUCAAGCUAAAUGAAAGACACAGAGAUCGAGAAGCAAAUGCGUGCAGUUAAAACAGUCAUCUGUUGGAACAACCACCAAUGUAUAGUAUCUUGAGAUGCUUAAUUUUAAAUAAUUCAAUACCCAAAGGGAAAUUUGAGGUCACUGAAAAUCAGUUUCCUCUUCUUUUUCACCAUCAUUUCUUUUUCCACUCAAUGGAAAGCUCAAGUGAGAAGGAGAGUUCCAACAGCUAUGGUAUUAAGAAGACACAAGAAUAAGAGAAAUAAGCAGAAACCGAGGCAGCAUUUGAGGGAGAGGGGAAGAAAUUGGGUGUUCAGUCAACUUCUAUGACAUCCAUUUGGUGAUGUAUAGUUCUCUGGAGCCACCUAGACAUGUCAUGAGAUACAGGAGUAGAGAAGAAGGCUGUUUUUUGGCUGGCUUGGGAGUUUAGCCCUCGCUACAGUUAAUGUGACUUGGAGUUUGGAUCCUCCAGUAAAUGGCUAGGCAUGGAGCAAAGCAACUUUUGGGUUCUCCCUGCAGCUUAGAUGUUUUGCCAAAGGAAAGCUGGGGAGAAGGUUUGUCACAGACCAACUGCCUCUGCCACUCCCACACUGGGUUGCACCUCCCUUUUGAGUAAUCCUAAAGUUUGAACUUUAAAUAGGCUAUACUUUAAAUAAAAUGACCUAUCUUUCAACCCAACAUUCUGAGUGUGGUCUCGUAUUUUUCCAUUUGUUACUUCUCCUGAACGCAGUUAAAUCAUCUGAAAAUAGCUAAGCCUUCAAAAAAAAAUAAGAGAAAAAGAAAUGGCCCUUCCCAUUUCUAAACUUUGCUGUCCACUGAGUAAACAUCAGAAGGUCAUUGGUAAGCAGCCAAGAAUUCAAAACAUAGUGGCUUCACUUCGUUGCCAUGUAUUGGAGUUCCCUUUUUAUAGAGGGCUGACUUCUCCUCAACUUUUGCCUUCUGUCUUCUGAAUCACAGAAGUCUCUCCCUGCUAUAAUAAGCAUUUGCUCUCUUAACAAACUAGCCUUAUAUCUUGAAACAUCAACUGUUGGGUAACCAAUCAGAUUCCGCACUUGCUGGAGAAAUAGAUAUUAUUUCUACCAUCAACUACAGAUGGGUUGUGAAAUUCUACAGCAAAUAGAAGAGCUGUGAAGUGGCCGAAGUUCCACGGAGGAAAACAAAAAGUAGGAUGAGCUCUGUCUUUGAGAUCUUGAUGCUUGGAUUGGUUUUCUUCUCACUAUAUUGGGACGGUAAGUAAGAGAUUGAGAGAACAGAGCUCAGAGACCAUAAGGAAUCCAUCCUGGAUUAUUCUACAGAAUCUUUUCCUUGAUCAAGUGUUCUCUAUUGAAGGGAUAUGAAUUUCUUAUGUUUUCUUUGCAGGUGUGUUGUCUACAACGUAUGAUUACACACUGAAUGUCCCUCAUGCUGUGUCAGUUGAGGAGGGCCAGUCUGUCGUCAUCCCCUGCAAUUUCACGUACCCAGCAUUAACCAGCAAUAAAAUGGCCGAACUGUAUGGAUACUGGUAUGAGGAAGGUAGCAAUAUUGCCUUUGAUCCUCCUGUGGCCACCAACGAUGACCGAAAAACGAUCGCGCAGUACGCUCGCAAGCGCUUUUAUCUACUGGAAGGUCUAAAGAAAGGGGUUUGCUCUUUCAUCAUCAGCAAUGUUCAAGAUGUUGACCAAAAGACUUAUUUCUUCAGAAUGGAGAAAGGAAGAAUAAGAAUAAAUUAUCAUGACUUUCAAACAACUGUGACAGUGACAGGUACGUACCUCUGUAACAACCUCCUUUGUUGUUUUACUCAUUUACAAGCAGGGUUGAUAAAAUUAUACUCUUUGUGGUUUGUGAUGCUUUCUAUUUGCAACAGAAUUCAUUCCGCAGAAGAUGAAAAGUCCAAUUCCAGCUGGAUUUCUGGGGGAAAGAUGACUUUGAUCUUAGUGGAAUCUUCCUGGAAAAUGAAAAAUCAGAUCUGUUUUAUAGCAGUGUGGAUCUUUUUGUCCAAAGGUGUGCUAAGCCAGCAUGCAGGUUAUACACUGACAGCAUCUGCCUUUGUCUCUGUGCAGCGAGGUCUCGAUGUUCACAUCCUUUGCCAGUUCACUUAUAACAAACAACAUGUAAAUAACUUUUCAACAUUCUAUGGUUACUGGUUUAAGAGUAAGGAAGAGCCAUUCCAAUGCGCUUCAGUCCCCAGCCAAAGCAAACCAGAUCUUCUCAUGACCACCAACAAGGAAGGACAAACCAUUAAGGAAUCCACUAAGAACCGGAUCCAUUUAGAUGGGGAUCUAGAGCAAGGCAACUGCUCCUUUUGGAUCAAUGAUGCCCAGUUAGAGGAUGAAGGAUCAUACUACUUUAGAGUCGAACAAGGAAAUAUCUUAAAAUACAGUUUUUAUCACAAAACACUUCAAGUUUUCAUGACAGGCAAGCAUCUUCUUUAUUGA